Verruconis gallopava is the source of this 3267-nucleotide messenger RNA. RefSeq lists its product as uncharacterized. Lineage: Eukaryota; Fungi; Ascomycota; Dothideomycetes; Venturiales; Sympoventuriaceae. The transcript is spliced from 2 exons. The coding region runs from base 551 to 2710 and encodes 719 amino acids. The record is from RefSeq and is a predicted model, not a curated record. Gene Ontology annotation, molecular function: protein binding.
CUUUAACUCUCCUUCUUCGCUCUCCCCCCCAACCCGCUGCUGUUAUACACACCACCGCAUUCAUCCUCUCGCUGCCUCUGCUCUCCUCCCACGUUCCCUACCUCCGCUGCUCCGUCGCCCGACAGUAAUCCGCCGCAUCUGGGCCUGGUCUUUCGUUCACCGUGUCCAUUAUCCCGCCGUGUCUGCUCCCCUGAAUCCCUUCCAUCACAUCCAACCAACAACCCAGCGCUCCCUUUUCCGCACCCUGUUCGCACGCCGGUCUCGCCACUACACAGCCUCUGCCUCUGAAUCCAACACCUGCGCUUUGUACACGAAUGUCGCUCUGCAUGCUGCCGCCGAUCGCACCGCCGAAGGACUCUUCUUGAACCAGAAUAGAAACCCGAAUCCUGUGGCGCGUCGCCCUACCAUCCGUCGAUAACCCCCAACCCGCAAGCCUGCGGACCACAAAGUCGUCCGUCGCACGUUCUUCACGUCACCCUCGAAAGCAUUUCCCUCUGCACUCUACAACCGCAUCGUAUCUCGCCUUUUUGCUUUCAACCACCACGACAUCAUGGCCGACCGACCGCGGCACAUCGAUCUGGCCCAGACGCCCCCCGAUCCCCUUGCUCAACCACGCUACACCAGUCCCUUCAGCGAACUGACGCCUCCGCAAACCGGUUCUAUUCCUCCAGCCCUGUCGCCGCUCGAUGCCUUUGCCUUCCAGAGUCGACUGCUGGCCCGGAAGUUCGAGGAGGAAGCUGAGAAGGGAAGACGUCUGAGCCGAUUGCCGCAUCUGACCAUUCAGAACGAGCUCGCAAAAGCGCGACCGGCUUUCCUGCCUUCGCCCAUACGCGAACAUUCUUCGUUUGGCGAAGCAUCUCCUCAGGAGUCGACACCGCGAGGUGUGGAAGUAGUCCCGCUCGAGAGACCAAUGUCUAUGCACCCAACAAUCCAAGACAAUGGCUCUGGGUUUACCAAACCCUCGGAAAACUACCAUAAUAGACUCGACAGCGUCGACGAAGAUGAGCACGAGUCCGAGCGCAACUACUUCUCCAUGCCCCGUUCGCAUUCGCCCGAGCCCUUGGACACGACGUCAACGGCAAGCGGGAGAAAUGCGCCAGAGCCAACGUCCAUGGGUCCGCCAGCUGCGCCUGUCUACCAACUGCCAGUCCGGCCUUCGCCUUCGAGCAGCGCUGGCCUUCAACCACCCUCUCCUCCCUUCAGAUCAUACGCCAACUCUCCUAGCAUCCGAUCUGUCAUGGAAGACAUCCACUCGGAGGACAUCGAAAACCUUUCACUCACUGCCUCUGGCUCUAUUGAUUCAUUCAACAUUCCGAAGACGCCUGCCUCGCCGUUCCGACCGCAAAUGGUGCGCUCACCCUCAAUGGCAUCGGAGCGCUCGAUAAGCAGCGCUGGACUGUCUCGGCCAUCUUUGAAUUACUCGCGCCCCUUGAGCAGAUCAACCAAUCCGCUCGUGGACCAGCGGAGAGGUUUGGAAGGUCCUCACAGACAGGACUCUGGCACAAGCACGAGCACAAGGCCUUCUCUUGAAGCGCCGCAAAGACAAGAUUCGAUGGACAGUCCUCUCACUCCGCUUACGAGUGAUGAUCCGCAUACGCCGGUGAGUGUAUCAAGCGAGUUCUUCAAUCAGGAGCGGCCCAGUGUAGACGCGCCAUCAUCGUACACUUAUGCCAAGUACUCGCUGCCUCGCGGGAAGAAUAUCAAGCGCGAAUCAUUGGGAAUCGAAGAGCUGUUCAAUCGUACGUCCGCUCUGAUCAACUGGGAUGAUAACCAGGAAGAUCGUGAUGUCGUGCCUGCAAAUGGUCCAUAUGUCGGCUCAUCUUCGCCCGCCCAUGGAGACGGCUCGAAGAGCACUAGAAAACAUCGACCCGCUGACAUAACGAUUCCCCGUCCUUCAACGGAGACUCAAUCCUCGCCUCGCCAACGCAAGAAGGGGUCGGGACCAGCCUCGCCAACAACGACGAUAUCAGACGCUAGCACCAUCAAGGCUCAUAUGGUGCGCCAGCGGCACUCGAACGACCUCACGCCGGAGGAACAUCUUCAGAAGGGUAUCGAGUGCCACGAGUCGGGCUCGCUUCAAGAGUCUACUUACCACCUACGUCUUGCAGCCAAGGCCGGCUUGUCAGAUGCCAUGCUUCUCUACGCGCUCGCCUGCAGACACGGAUGGGGCAUGCGACCCAACCCUGCGGAGGCAGUCACGUGGUUGCAGAAGGCCGUGGACUCUGCACAGCUUGAAGUCGCCCAGGACGAGCAGCUUGCGAAGCAGAACAAGCCUCUCGACACCAUCACAAAGGCCAAACAUAGGGCUCAGUUUGCUCUCGGCGUUUACGAGCUUGGCAUGUCAUACAGCAAAGGCUGGGGCGUCAAGCAGGACAAAGUCUUAGCCCUGCGCUGCUUCGAAGUUGCCGGGUCUUGGGGUGAUGCCGACGCGCUAGCUGAGGCCGGUUUCUGCUACGCGGAAGGCAUAGGCACCAAGAAGGACAUGAAGAAGGCCGCUAAGCUGUACAGGCAGGCUGAGGCUAAGGGAAUGAGCAUGGCAGGUAACAGCUGGAUCCAUAAGGACAAGUACAAGGAUGACGAUGAGGCCGAGGAGGCGGGCGACCGUCGCGGCCGAUCGAACACAAUGGCUUCAUCGAACAGCAAAAAGCAACGAGAUAAAUCUCGCACUCGAAGCUUUUUCAGGAAGAAGAGCAGCGCCUCGAAUUCGUGAUAUCCCUCGCACCACACACUCCUAAUUUCUGUUCUUUUGAAUGUUCAUGCAUAGCGUUCGGCGCACUUCUCUACUGUUUGCGGAUCUUCUGAGCGCGAUAAUGUUUCAAUAUGUGUGAUGGCUUAGCCCGAAGCUUGGCCUAGUACUGGCGAAGGAAUACAGGCCACAUGUCCCUCUGGUGUAAGCAAAUUUGUGUGCACAGAUUUUUAUACGGCGUCAUCUUUAUACCCUCGUUAAGUACGCCUUUUCAUUCCUUUCGGUUGUUAAUGCUUGGGAGGUCGCUUGCUCUUAGCGGCUCGCAAUUCUUUUGUCGGUUUUGACAGGAUCGGCGCUUCAGCGUGCGUGCGUGCGUGUGCAUGUGUUCUACUCACUUGCGUUCAUGCUUGAUUGUGUACAUAGCUGUCCAGCUGACGCUCCACGUAGCGACGGCGCCUCAAAAGAAAUGAUAGAUCAUCAUCAGCCAUGGAGCUUUCAUGUGGCAUUUGCUUUGUCAGGUUACCUUUAUUUGGAUCUUGUUUUUUUUUUCUGGUAUUAUGGAGGACCAAUGUCAAGAGUGC